GACAAUCUAUUUUACAGGCCAAAGUAGCUUCGCCACUUGAGGAUUAGUCAAAAGCUGUUCUGGACUAUAAAAGGAGUAAAGGACCAUAGAUCAAAUACAUAUGCGGGGAUUGUUAUACUCCUUUUAUUCGUCCACUAGCAUUGUUCCCUCCAGAAUCUCUCCUUUAGUCUAUCAUUCAAGCACUUAUUCAGAUGCAGUCAACAUCAAUGCCAAAGGGUUCUACGACCAUUCCAGAAUCAUCUGAUUUACUUUAUCUGGCAAAAGCAUCAGUUUUUGUUUUAAAAAUAUCAGGUCAUUUCAAGAAAAAAAAGAAAGCGAUUUAUGCUUCAGGGUUUUCCAUUGGAGUUGAUGGAGUCCUGAUGACAUGCGCUCGUGUUUUGACUAAUAUCAAAUCUUUGAAAAUUGAAGUUCGUAGUCUGGAUGAAGAAGGGUUUAAUAGGACUGCAAAGUUGGUGCUUUUAUCAACUGAGUGGGAUUUGGCUUUGCUUGAAGUUGACAGAAUCAAUAGCUCUGCUUCCAUGACAUUGGCGAUGGAUGGAUCCAUAUCUGAGGGGGAGGCCCUAUUCCACAUAGGGCAUCCUCAUAACUUUAUUGGAUCAUUUUUGACAGGUAGGGCUGCAUAUUCUUGUGUUGAAAGCGUCAUCCUUCCAAGUGAUAGUUGUACUUGUGCGAAAUAUGCUUGUGAUCCUUUAGAUUCAACCCCUCGUUAUCGCAUUAUGUGCCACAUUUGGAAUGAUGAGGUGUUCGCGCAGUUUCAUGGUAAAGAAUUUCAGUUUGAAAAGAAUUUACACCCUCAUGUUCCCAUCAUAAAGUGUGCGGGAUUGAGUUGUGAAGAUGGUUGUUUAGGCGGACCAGUAUUUAAUGAUCGAGGUAAAAUUGUGGGAAUGAUGGUUGCUCAAGUGCAUGGAUAUCAAAUAUCUAUCCAUGUGACACUUUUGAGGUUCUUUGUACAACGCUAUAUCGAGCAACAAAAUGCUUGUAGUUCUAGUCUCGAUGUCAAGAGAAAGGAACCGAUGGAGGAGCUUGUUCCAAAGAAGAAGACACUUUGAUUUGUAUUCAGUGUAAAAGACACAAUGCUUAGACCACUUUAAAUAAAUCUCUCAAGAUGCCCGACGAAUCCCUUAUAUCUGCGCAAGGAACAAAAGGGAAGGAAAACUUACUCCCCUUCACAAAUCGUUACAAGAAGUAGGGCUAAACUUCUAGCCCAAGGCAGGAGGGUCACACCAAUUGGAUGGGAAGAGGAACAGGAACUGAUCGAUCCUCAGGAAUCUCAUGAACAAGAGUAUGACCAGUGGCAAGUUGCUUGGCCAAUUGAUUUUCUUAUCACCUUGGGUUUCCUCCAUUGCUAUUGGAGAGAUUUGGCUGGAAUAUUUGGGAGUACUCAUGCAACGGGAUGUUUGUAGAUGCUGAAUGAUGAUGGUCUAAUAGAGGAGGCCAUUUUGCUGACUGGAGGAAUGUAUCUGUUUUCUCAAUGUUUGGAGCUACUGCCUGGCCUUCACUCAGCUCCUUCUGAUUACACGCUCUUUGUUUCCUGUUCACUGUGGGUUUUCAUUCAAUGCUGUAGUUUCCUUUUUCCCAUGCUCUUGUUCACUGCAGCAGUUUCUUGAGAUUUGAAGCUUUAAUUUAUGUGGAUCUUUACAAGCUGAAGGGACAGAAUGCAAGACCAUCGGGCCAUGCUUCUUCUGUUAGGUUCUCGCUGCAUUUAGUUCUGUUUAAUGCUUUAUGGUGGUUUCUGUUUCUUUGGUUUGCACUUAUAAUAAUUUUAGGUCUGUUUGAUGGCUUGCUGUUUUGAUUCUUGGUCUCCUGUUGCUAUUUUGGGUUUUUGGUCUACUGCUUGAACAGAUUUCCUGCCUUACCCUUGGAUUUCCUCAGGGGAACUAUAAAUCACUACUUGAAGGGUUGGAUAUGCUGGGUCUAUCUCUUGUUGCCUUGGGUUUUUAGUCUCUUCUCUAUGCUCUGUUUUGCUACCUUACCCUUUGGUUGCGGCUUUUAGACAGGUCUUCUCAAACUGCGCCGGAUAACCAAGCAAAAGAAUAGUCUUGAAAAACAAUGGGAAUUCUGGCCAACUUUCAAAGGUCCUACUGGUUACGCAUUUGCAUGUGGAAGUAACAGAGGAAGGACAGUUUUUUAGGCAUCUUUCUGUUAGCUUAUUAGAUGAUAAGAAAGGGGUUGUAGGGUUUUUUUUCUUAUUGUCUCGUGGUGUUUUGGAGGGCACGUUUUGUAAUGUUUAUUUUCUUGCUUGGGCCUUUUUGUUGGGGUAGGCCACCCCCACCUUUGUACUCCUUUUUUUUAAUAUACUCUCUUUAAAAUU
This is a messenger RNA of Cuscuta campestris, 2311 nucleotides long. NCBI's taxonomy places the organism in Eukaryota, Viridiplantae, Streptophyta, Magnoliopsida, Solanales, Convolvulaceae. The record is from the annotation of a GenBank genome assembly.